Humulus lupulus (European hop) is the source of this 864-nucleotide messenger RNA. RefSeq lists its product as uncharacterized. The record is from RefSeq and is a predicted model, not a curated record. The transcript has a single exon. NCBI's taxonomy places the organism in Eukaryota, Viridiplantae, Streptophyta, Magnoliopsida, Rosales, Cannabaceae. The coding region runs from base 1 to 864 and encodes 287 amino acids.
AUGGAAAAAGAAUGGAUGUCAGCUGAUAGGAUGUCAGUAGAAUAUAUAAAAUGGGUCGAUGAGUUUCUUAAAUUUAGUUUGGAUCAUGCCAAAGAUCCAAACUAUAUUUGUUGUCCUUGUAGUAAGUGUGAAAAUAUGAAAAAGAUGACUGCCACAAUAAUAAAAGAGCACUUAUAUUUCCAUGGGAUAGACAAAAGUUAUAAAAUAUGGUAUUGGCAUGGUGAAGAGCUUCAUGUUACUCCGGACCCUCCUAUGAUGAAUGAAGAUCGGAAUUAUAGGAAAUUGGAUCGUGAGGAUAAUUUAGAUGAAAUGAUUGACGAUGCAUAUUAUGAAUCAGAAGUAGAUCCCGUUAAGUUUGAAAAUCUUCUUAAUGACGUUGAAAAGCCGAUUUACUCUGGUUGCACUAAAUUUUCAAAGUUGUCAGCCCUUCUUAGAUUGUACAAUAUAAAAGCAAAAAAUGGAUGGAGUGAUAAGAGUUUCACGGAAUUGUUAGUUUUUUUUAAAGAUUUACUGCCUGAAGAAAACGAGAUGCCCGUAUCGUUUUACGAGGCUAAGAAAACUAUGUGCUCAAUAGGCUUGCAAUAUGAAAAAAUACAUGCUUGUCCUAAUGAUUGUGUAUUAUAUCGGAAUAGCCUUGUAGAUGCGAAUUCGUGUCCUACUUGUGGUGUGUCCAGAUGGCAAAAGAAAAGGAAUUUAGAGGAAGUUAAGGAAGGAGUACCAGUAAAAAUUUUGUGGUAUAUUCCUCUAAUUCCUCGUUUGAUUCGAUUUUAUCGAAAUGUUGAUCAUGCUAAGAAUUUGACUUGGCAUGCAAAUGAGAGAAUAAAGGACGGUAGACUUAGACAUCCUGCUGACUCACCAGCGUAG